GCUGAGUAGUUCAAAUGUUCCAAACAUAACCCAACAAAAAAACGUCAAAAAUGUUUCAAAAAAUUAUAAACAAGGCGUUUAAUUUCGCUUUAAAAGAGUAUCGUGGUGUUAGUACGAACGCAGUUCGGGUCAAAUUACGAGAACAAAAUAAAGCAAAUGCCUGGCAAGUCCAUUCUUAUGGCGAUAUAAGUGAGCUCCAGUUUGGAAAAAUUCGUAUUCCGCAAAUUCGGCACUCGGACGAGGUCUUAAUUAAUGUGGAAGCGGCUUCUCUGAACCCUAUCGACAACCUAAUGCUAGGUGGUUAUGGGAGAACCUUGUUUCAAAUUCCCCGAAAAUUUGAAAUGGAGCUUCCCCUAGUGUUAGGGCGUGAUUUUUGCGGCACCGUUAUUUACAAAGGUCUUGAGGUUGGUAGUUCAUUCAGUGUGGGUGAUAAAGUUUAUGGUUUUAUACCCAUUCAUAAGCAAGGCACUUUUUCGGAAGUUGUGGUUGCGAACAAAGCACAUAUUUGCAAAAAACCCAAAGACUUGACAGAGGCCGAAAGUGCCUCUUUAGUCUAUGCAACAAUGACGGCCUGGUCUGCACUUUAUCUCUUUGGUAAUUUAUUGGUCAAGGGUGCCAGAGGUUCCAGAGUAUUGAUUUUGGGGGCUUCUGGAGGCGUAGGAACGGCGGCUGUGCAGUUAUUAAAGUCUCAAGGUUCCAUUGUGUAUGGGACUUGUUCAACUGAUGCUAUGCCGCUGGUUAGGUCUUUAGGAGCUGAUUGCAUUUUCGAUUAUAAAGAUUCAGAUUAUUUAAAAAAUGUUGAAACAGGGGGAUUUUAUCACAUUAUCCUAGACUGUGCAAAAUUUGGCUAUGAAAAUAUACCAAAAACGUGGAAAUUUGGAACAUAUAUUACGCUAAACUCGCCCUUGCUUCUAAAUACGGACAAAUAUGGACUAGUAGGGGGGCUGUUGAACAGCGCUGCGACUUUUUUGUCUAAUAAUAUUAAACCACCUGGUGAGAAAAGGUGUCUCAUGUGGGGAUUUUUUGUGCCUUCUGGAAGCGGAUUUCAGUUCAUUAAUAAAUUGAUCACUGAUGGACAAAUCACUCCUUUGAUUCAUAAACAGUUUAAAUUUGAAAAUUUACCAGAGGCUUUCCAGGAACUCAAUAAGGGACAUUUGAGAGGAAAAAUUGUUGUUACGUUGUAGAUA
Tribolium castaneum (red flour beetle) is the source of this 1187-nucleotide messenger RNA. RefSeq names its product reticulon-4-interacting protein 1, mitochondrial. The record is from RefSeq and is a predicted model, not a curated record. NCBI's taxonomy places the organism in Eukaryota, Metazoa, Arthropoda, Insecta, Coleoptera, Tenebrionidae. The coding region runs from base 51 to 1184 and encodes 377 amino acids. Gene Ontology annotation, molecular function: oxidoreductase activity. The transcript is spliced from 6 exons. Gene Ontology annotation, cellular component: mitochondrion.